Molecule: messenger RNA, 1615 nt
Organism: Micromonas pusilla CCMP1545
Lineage: Eukaryota; Viridiplantae; Chlorophyta; Mamiellophyceae; Mamiellales; Mamiellaceae
Product: PfkB family carbohydrate kinase
Exons: 2
Coding region: 1-1497 (498 amino acids)
Molecular function (GO): kinase activity
Source: RefSeq, a predicted model, not a curated record
AUGGCGGAGGCGUCGUCCGAUGGAGCUGUCAAGCGCGUCGUGGGCCUGGGCGAUCCCGUGAGCGACGUCCUCGUUCGCCUGGACGAGCCGUCGUACGCGAAGCGCGUGUUCGCCGCGUGCGGGAUCGCGGAGCCCGGCGGGUGCCUCCCCGUGGACGCGGACGAGGACAUCGCGCGGUUGCUCGCCGUGUGCGGCGGCGAGUGGGUCGACUUUAGCGGCGACGACGGCGACGACGGCGCGUCCGCGUCCGUCUCGGUCGCGACGCCGGAGUGUUGCCCGGGCGGGUCCGCGGCGAACGUCAUGAAGGGCAUCGCGAACUUGGGCGGCGCCGCGUCGUUCGUGGGGAUGAUCGGGAAAGACGAGACCGGCGCGCGGUAUCGCGCGCUCCUCGCGUCGCAGAACGUUUCUCCCAUCCUCCUCGAGUGCGAAGACGACGACGAGAGCGGCGGCGAAAGAUCCCUCGGAAGCGCGCGGUGCAUCUCCUUGGUCGAGCGCGACGGCCAGCGCACCAUGCGAACCUACCUCGGCGCGUCGUUGCGGAUGUCCGCGAGCGACUUCCCGACCGACGAAGCGCUGACCGGCGCGGCGCUGUUACACGUGGAGGGGUACGCGUUGUACCGGCCAGAGUUGUGUCUCGCGGCGACGCGAGCGGCCAAGGCGAGGGGCCUGCUCGUGUCGUUGGACCUCGCGUCGUUCGAGGCGCGUCCCAUACACUGGUCCCCAUACGACCCCGUCGGCGUGGUGGUUCGAAACUGCCGCGCGACGCUGAUCGAGGUCCUGGAGAGUGGGCUCGUGGACUUGCUGUUCGCGAACGAGGACGAGGCGAGGGAGCUCGUCGGCGCGUCCGCGCUCGGCGUCGGCGGCGGCGGCGGCGCAGCGGAUGAACGCGUCGACCGAGGCGAUGACGAAAACUUCUUUAACCGCUCCGACGCGGAUAAGGCGCUCUCGUGGAUGCUUCAGCACUGCGCCGUCGCGUGCGUGUCGCUGGGCGCGCGCGGGUGCGUCGCGCGCGCCAAGGACGGCGCGAAGGGCGUCGCCCCCGCGGUGCGCGUGCCCGUCGUUGAUACCACCGGCGCGGGCGACUCGUUCACCGCGGGGUUUUUGACCGCGUAUUUGAGGUGCGUUCUAUCCCGCGCACUGGUUCCCGUACGACCGCGUCGGCGUGGUGAACGCCGUUCCUUAUGGACUUUCUCUCCCGGUGUUUGUCUUUCUCCGCCCACUUCUAGGUUUCGAUCCCGACGCGCCUCGACGCCUUUCAACUCCGCUUCUGACGCCUUUCGACUCCGCCUCGAUGACGUUAUUCGCUCGUACGGAACGACCCCGAGGGGCGGGAGCGUGCAGGCGUGCUGCGUCGCCGGGUGCGUCGUGGGGACCGCGCUCGUGCAGGUGUUGGGCGCGGAGCUGAGCUUCGGGAAGUGGGAGGAGCUGUCGAGGGAGGUGAACGACGUCGUGGAGAGGUUGGGAGGAGGCGAGGCUGGAGGGAGCCGACGAGAGUAGGUGGUGCGCGAGAGCGGACUGAAGAGACUAUGAAUUAAAUAAUUGGGGCCCCGAUUAAAAAAGUUCAUCGGUUUGUUGAAAGGGGACGCGAUCAAAUAUUGAAACCGAGUUGUGGGUG